CCACACCCACACCCACACCCACAUCCCCUUGUCCGCACAUCCAGCAUGCCCCCCGAUGACGCCUCAAUGUCACGGCGAACGCUCGAGUGUGACCGCCCCACCCUGGACCGCUUUUUCGAGGCCCUCCACCAGGCGGCCCUGGGGCAUUUGGAUGACUUUCUGAAGGCCUCGGCGGAUCCGGCACGCCCCGGGGGCGCUGGUGCCCCUGCCACGGGCACCGGGCUCCCGCCGGGAGCCGGGCGUCGCGGCGCAGCCACCACCGCCUCAGCCGCCCGGCGCCAGCGCCUCCUGGAAUCGGCCACCAGCCGGCACUUGGCACGCGCCGUCCGUGCCGGGACCCUGCCGAUGCUCCGGCUGGAGGGAUCGGCCACGGAUCCGGACGGCUCGGCCGUGGCCGGGGCCUACCAAUUGCCGGAGUGCUUUGCUCCGGUGGUCGGGCCGCGUGCGACGGGCGCCGCCCUGGCCGAGGGCGAGGCCGCGGCCACCGCCGGUGCCCUUGCUGCCGGUGCGACGAAUGUGUCGACCGGAGCGGCGGCCGCCGACGCGCCGGGCUCCGGUCCCGCGGCCUUGCUGCCGGAGGAGCCGUUCGACACGUCGGCUCUGGCCCGGCUGACCAUGGCCCAGAACACCUGGCGCGCGCUGGUGGCUGAUAUUGCCCCGCGGCGGUCGGCGCGCCUGAGCGACAUCGACUCGCGCUUGAAGCUGGCUUUGGGUCGAGCGCGGAACUUCGGCCUGCCAUUGCCGCUGGCCGCGGCCUCGGGGCCUGGUGGGGCGAGUCCACUGCUGCUGGGGCAGUGGCUGGCCGCCAGUCACAGCCGACUGGGCCACGCCGAGAGGCGCCUGGCCAGGGCGCGGGCUCGCGUAUGUGCGGCCAAGCGUGCGGCGUUCAUCCGCCGCCUGGGUGCCGAGCGUGCUGCCUUUUCGACGCUGAACGAGGGUGAGCUCCUGAAAUUGGCCGAGUCCUCGGCGACCACACUGCAUGAACUCAAAACGUCCCUGCCGGAAAUCAAUCAACAUCUACAGGACACCAUCCAGGUGCUGAGCAGCGGCAGCAGCAACAGCAGCAGCAGCAGCAGCAGCAGCCGGGGCGAUCGGCCUGCGGCGCCGACUGGCGCGGCGUCCCAUGAUCACGGGGGGAUAUUGUAA
Messenger RNA from Fonticula alba, 1146 nucleotides. RefSeq lists its product as hypothetical. The record is from RefSeq and is a predicted model, not a curated record. NCBI's taxonomy places the organism in Eukaryota, Rotosphaerida, Fonticulaceae. The coding region runs from base 46 to 1146 and encodes 366 amino acids. The transcript is spliced from 3 exons.